Molecule: messenger RNA, 2977 nt
Organism: Scatophagus argus
Lineage: Eukaryota; Metazoa; Chordata; Actinopteri; Scatophagidae
Gene: abcf1
Product: ATP-binding cassette, sub-family F (GCN20), member 1
Exons: 27
Coding region: 152-2686 (844 amino acids)
Molecular function (GO): ATP hydrolysis activity; ATP binding
Source: RefSeq, a predicted model, not a curated record
AGAAGAAUUAACUUAUUGGUUACCCGGCAUGUGCAUCAUCAUCACGUUGUUGGGCCCUAGGACAUGAAUGUGGCCGGUAAGUCUUCCUGGAUAGAAACAGGACAUAGUUAUAGCUACGUUAUAUCCAGAAAGUCGCAGUUUAAGUAACAAAAUGCCCAAGAAAUUGAAAGAAGAAGCAGAGUGGGUGGACGACGACGUCACCCCGACAGCUGAAAAACCUGUGAAAAAGGGGAAGAAAGAUAAAAAGGGAAAAAAAAGUUUCUUUGAGGAACUCGCCACAGAAAGCAACCCUGUGAAGACAAAUGAGGAAGUUGUGAAAGACACUCAAGGAAAACAGAAAAAGAAGAAAGACAGACGAAAAGGAAAGGAUGGAGAUGCAGAUGAGGAUGAUGAGGAUGUCAUGUUCAAGCUGAAAAACCUUAUAGUGCAAGCAAGUGAUGAGGAAGACGAGCCAGUCAUCACUCCCAGUAAAGGAAACACAAAGAAGAAGGGUGGAAAUAUUUUUGCUGCUCUCAGCCAGGGGCAGAGUGAUGAGGAUGCUAGUUUGGAGGAAGAAGAUAAACCAACAAGCAAGGAGAAAAAGACGGACAAGAAAAAGGACAAAUCUAAGCCCAAGAAGACAAAGGUUGCAUCUGAUGAGGAAGAUGAGGAUGAUGAAGAGACAACUAUGAAACAGACCAAGAAGGUAGAAGCCCAGCCUAAGUCACCAGAAAUUGAUGAGGGCGAGAAGCCAAAGAAGGAUAAGAAAGAGCAACACCAGAAAGGAAAACCUGUAGAGAGAUCACGGAGUCAAGAUGAAGAUGAGGAGGACGAUGAGAGCGAUGGAGGUGAUAUGAUGAUGAGUGCUGAGGAUGUAAUUGCAGAACAGGCCAAGCAGCAGGAAGAUGACCCAUUUGCUAACCUUAGCAAAAAGGAGAAAAAGAAGAAAAAGAAACAGAUGGAGUAUGAGCGUCAGGUGGCCAGUGUUCGUGCUCAGAAUAACUUGGAGGGAGAUUUCUCCAUUUCCCAGGCUGAGAUUUCCUCCAGACAGGCCAUGCUGGAGAACGCUUCUGAUAUCAAGUUGGAGAGGUUCAGCAUAUCUGCUCAUGGCAAGGAGCUUUUUGUCAAUGCUGACCUACUGAUUGUGGCAGGAAGAAGAUAUGGUUUAGUCGGACCAAAUGGCAAAGGAAAGACCACAUUGCUGAAACACAUAGCCAACAGAGCUCUUAGUAUUCCCCCCAACAUUGAUGUUUUGCUGUGUGAACAGGAGGUGGUAGCUGAUGACACGCCAGCAGUCCAGGCAGUGUUGAAGGCAGACACUCGCCGUCUGAGGCUCUUGGAGGAAGAGAAACAGCUCCAGGCUCGUUUAGAGAAGGGGGAAGAUGUUGUGGCUGACAGGCUGGAGAAAGUCUACGAAGAGCUGAGAGCAAUUGGAGCUGCAGCAGCUGAAGCCAAGGCAAGAAGGAUCCUGGCUGGUCUGUCAUUUACCCCUGAGAUGCAGAACAGAGCUACCAAGAGGUUUUCUGGAGGCUGGAGAAUGAGAGUCUCCCUCGCCAGGGCUCUGUUCAUGGAGCCCACUCUGCUGAUGUUGGACGAGCCCACCAACCACCUGGACCUCAACGCUGUAAUCUGGCUCAAUAACUACCUUCAAGGCUGGAAGAAGACUCUCCUCAUAGUUUCCCACGACCAGAGUUUCCUCGAUGAUGUGUGUACGGAUAUCAUCCACUUAGAUAACCAGAAACUCUACUAUUACAGAGGGAACUACUUGACCUUUAAGAAGAUGUACGUGCAGAAGCAGAAGGAACUGCAGAAACAAUACGACAAGCAGGAAAAGAAACUCAAAGAGCUGAAGGCUGGUGGCAAGUCCACCAAACAGGCUGAGAAGCAAACUAAGGACGCCCUGACCAGAAAGCAGCAGAAAGGCAAGAAGAAAGGAGGUCAGGAAGAGGAGAGCCAAGAGGCUACAGAGCUACUGAAGAGGCCUAAAGAAUACACUGUCAAGUUCACCUUCCCCGAUCCACCUCCUCUUUCACCACCUAUACUGGGACUUCACAGUGUUGACUUUGGCUAUGAAGGUCAGAAGCCUCUCUUCAAAAAUGUGGACUUUGGAAUUGACAUGGACUCCAGGAUUUGUAUAGUUGGACCCAAUGGAGUUGGGAAGAGUACCCUGCUGCUGCUGCUCACUGGAAAAUUAAAUCCUACUAAAGGUGAGAUGAGGAAGAAUCAUCGCUUGAAAGUGGGUUUCUUCAACCAACAGUAUGCUGAUCAGUUGAACAUGGAAGAAACUGCCACCGAGUACCUGAUGAGGAACUUCAACCUUCCCUACCAGGACAGCAGGAAGUGCCUGGGACGUUUUGGCCUGGAGAGCCAUGCCCAUACUAUUCAGAUCUCCAAACUCUCUGGUGGUCAGAAGGCCAGAGUAGUAUUUGCUGAACUAUCCUGUCGCCAGCCUGAUGUCCUGAUCUUGGAUGAACCCACCAACAAUUUGGACAUUGAGUCAAUUGAUGCUUUAUCUGAGGCCAUAAAUGAAUACAAAGGAGCUGUGAUGAUUGUGAGUCACGAUGCCCGGCUCAUCACAGAGACUCAGUGCCAGAUGUGGGUAGUGGAGGACUGUACCAUCAACCAGAUCGAUGGAGACUUUGAUGAUUACAAGCGGGAGGUGCUUGAGGCCCUGGGAGAGACCAUGGUCAACAAAGUCAACACAUAAUCACUGAGCCGCUGUCAGGACACACCAUGUUACAUUAUGUCCAUCAGUCAUACCACACUCCAUCUGGACCAGUCGACAUGUCUCACAAAGUAAUUAAUGAUAACGGUGUUGAAUUUGUUUGGGCUGGUGCAGGUAAAGGGUAUUCCUUUUCUUCUGGAUUUGUAACAUCAUUAACGGGUUGGAGUGGGACAGAUACUGGUGUGUUGAUCCUGUUAUUAAUUUCUAUAAAUGUAGAGGAAGGUCAAUAAUAAAUGAGUUAAGUUAAAAAAAUAAAACUCAUCAAUUUUUCAA